Molecule: messenger RNA, 444 nt
Organism: Macaca mulatta (Rhesus monkey)
Lineage: Eukaryota; Metazoa; Chordata; Mammalia; Primates; Cercopithecidae
Gene: HBE1
Product: hemoglobin subunit epsilon 1
Biological process (GO): oxygen transport; hydrogen peroxide catabolic process
Cellular component (GO): hemoglobin complex; haptoglobin-hemoglobin complex; blood microparticle
Molecular function (GO): peroxidase activity; heme binding; haptoglobin binding
Source: RefSeq, marked provisional
AUGGUGCAUUUUACUGCUGAGGAGAAGGCUGCCGUCACUAGCCUGUGGAGCAAGAUGAAUGUGGAAGAGACUGGAGGUGAAGCCUUGGGCAGGCUCCUCGUUGUUUACCCCUGGACCCAGAGAUUUUUUGACAGCUUUGGAAACCUGUCAUCUCCCUCUGCCAUCCUGGGCAACCCCAAGGUCAAGGCUCAUGGCAAGAAGGUGCUGACUUCCUUUGGAGAUGCUAUUAAAAACAUGGACAACCUCAAGAUCACCUUUGCUAAGCUGAGUGAGCUGCACUGUGACAAGCUGCAUGUGGAUCCUGAGAACUUCAAGCUCCUGGGUAACGUGAUGGUGAUUAUUCUGGCUACUCACUUUGGCAAGGAGUUCACCCCUGAAGUGCAGGCUGCCUGGCAGAAGCUGGUGUCUGCUGUCGCCAUUGCCCUGGCCCAUAAGUACCACUGA